AUGUAUGUUACGGACGCUUACACGCUGUCGAACGCCCAGUUCUGGGAAGACUACUACAACUCCACCGACCCGACUGUCUUCGACUGGUAUGGCUCUUGGCACACGGACGUGAUGUGGCUCGAAGGCGAAGCCACCGAGAGCCUGGGGACAGUGCUCGCGCGGCACUUGGAUCCACAGGCGUCCAUCUUGGUCUUAGGCUGCGGGCGCUCCGAUCUCUCGGAGCUCAUGUAUCGGGAAGGCUUUGAGAACAUCACGAACGCGGACAUCAGCGAAUCGCUCCUCCAGGGACUGGAGUCACGCCUCGGACCCUUGAUGCCAAAGAUGUCAUGGAAGUGGAUGAAUGCGUCGGCGAUGUCUGCAGACUCAGCUUCCUUCGACAUUGUUCUGGAGAAGGGCACCUUUGAUUCCCUGCAAGAGAACCUGGGCCUUCUCGAGGCGGCAUCCGCAGAGACUCGCCGUGUUCUUCGCCGCGCCGGGCUUCUGAUCUCCAUCACGGACGCGCCACGAGACCGCCGCCUGGAUCAGCUCGGGCGCAAGCGCUGGCAAGACUGCCUGACCCACAGCGGCCGAAUACCGACCACCACAGGGGAGAAGGAGAUCUUUGUGCACGUCUGCCGGAAGUCUGCAUCUGCGGGAGCAUGGACUGACUUGCUGAGGACAUCAGCUCGGAAUGUGACGGAGCUUGCAAGUGACCCUCGGACACGUGAACGCACUGCAGACUUCAGGCCUCGAUUUGCGACAUGGUCCACCUCCCUGAUCUGCCAGGCUUGGACGGGCGUCCCAGACUUUGCGUACGGCCCCAAGUCAUCCUUCUGGGCAAAGGAAUCGACCGGCUACCAGCCACUGCCUCUAGCGGAGGUUCCGGAGGCACUGGCAAUGCCGCAAGAACCCAAGGGAGAGAUGCCAGCCGAAGAGGUGGCGGAGGAGGACAUAUCCACCAAGGAAACUCAGGAAUGCGAGGACCGAUGGUCCGUCAAGGACUUUGAGGCCAAGGCGGCCGCCUUUGUCAGCGGCCGGGUAUUGGCCUCUAGCAGGACAAUCGGUUCGAGGAGCCAGUGGCAAGAUGCCUUGGUCCUCCUCGCAGAUCUGCAGGACUCCAGGGCUGCUGCGAGCAUCCGAGCCUACACUGCAGCCAUCCGCGCGCUUCGCUCAGGCGGUCGCUGGCAGCAUGCGCUAGCCUUGAUGGCGCAGAUGUCGGCUGCGAGCUUGCAGCCGGACGUGAUCUUGCACAGUGCAGCCAUGAGCGCUUGCGAGAGGGGCUCAGCAUGGCAGGCAGCUCUGGCGCUACUGAAAGACGCGGUCAACAUUCAGCUACAGGUAGACGUCAUUCUGUACAGCGCUGCCAUCAGCACAUGCGACAAGGGUCAGCAAUGGCAACAAGCUCUUGCGCUCUUUGGCCAGCUGCAGGAGUCACAACUCCGCACCGAUGUCAUCGUCUGCAAUGCCGCAAUCAGUGCUUGUGCCAAGAGUGGGCAAUGGCAGAAAGCCCUGGCACUGCUGGAGCAGCUUCCGCAACAACACCUGGUGCCAUCCGAGGUGACCUACAACACGGCCAUCAGCGCUACAGCAAAGGCAGGCAGAUGGGAGGUGGCUCUGCAGCUUCUGGCCGACCUUCAUGCUGUUCGCAUCCAGCCCGGGGCGAUCGCCUUCAACUCGGCGACCGCGGCAUGCGCGACUGGUGGUCACUGGCUCCAGGCACUGGCACUGGUGGCAGCCGCUGAGAAAGCAAAGGUGGCGGACUUGAUCGGUGCAAGUUCGGCCAUCGCAGCCUGUGAGAAAGCCUCAGAAUGGCAAGUGGCACUGGCACUGCUGUGGCAGCUGGAGGAGGCGGGCAUUCAGUGCGACCUGCUUGUGUACAACUCCGCCACCAGUGCAUGCGAAAAGGCUGCCGAAUGGCAGUGGGCCCUGGCUUUGUUGGAGCAGGCUCAGGUCAAGAGCCUGCGAGUCGAUCUCAUCUCCUUCAAUGCUGCCAUCAGCGCCUGCGGGAAUGCCGGCUGCUGGGAGCAGGCGCUCCACCUCUUGGGCGCCCUGAGACCUCGUCGGCUUUGUCCUGACAGCGUAACGAGCAAUGCACUUACCAGCGCCUAUGAAAAGGCGAGCCAGUGGCAACGGGCCCUUGGCGCCCUCUCCCCAGGCAGCAACGUCGUGGCCCUUGCGGCCGCGGUGAGCGCCUGCGCCCUAUCUCGGGAAUGGCAACAGGCGCUCGUCCUUCUCUGUGAGCUUCGUACACGUGCUCUUCGCAGCAACACGAUCCUCUUGAACUCCUCCCUGACCGCCUGCGAGAAGGGCGAGCAAUGGCAGCUCGCACUGGACCUGCUUGGAACCAUGGAGAGCUCGGGUCUUCCGAGGACGCGGGUCAGCUUCAACGCGGCCAUCAGCGCCACCGAGAAAGGCAAAGCUUGGUUGCAGGCCUUCCAGCUGCUUGCGCUGCUCCAGGGGAGGAGCUUUGAGGCAGACUCGAUCUCAUACAUUGCUGCCAUCAGUGCUGCCGAGAAGGGGGGCCGAUGGAUUUCUGCCUUGCAACUCUUGACGGAGGUGGAAGGCAGCGAUCUGAAGGUGGGUGUCGUGACCUACAACACCGCUUUAGCGGCCUGCAAGAAAGCCAAUAGGCUGCCACAAGCCUUGCAGGUCGUGGAUGAUCUUCACAAGCAGCGGCUCCAGCCUGACAUCAUCACCAUCAGCACGCUUAUCGGCGAUCCGCUGCGGCCCUUAGCCCUUGCCUACUACGGCCGGGCCUGGGCCUGGCUGCUGGGAGAGCUUGGCCUCGGAGAAAAGGGCUCCGAGCCGGUCUUGAUUCGCCGGUCGACGAGGGCGGACACACUUCGGAAGCCGUCAACCGUGACAGCCGAGUCACAAGUCUGGGAGUAUCUUUUGGAGUCGAGGUUAACCGUCUUUCUCCCCGGUUGUUGGAGACGUCCGCCCACUGCGAAGACUACAAUAGCCAUGGCCGGCCGUGUUGCUUCCGCCACCGCAUUCGCCCUGUCCGCUGGCAGCUGCCUCGCUUUCGUUGCGCCAAAGGCUGAGGAGACUGCCUCCGCAGCUUCCCUCCGUGCCACCCCAGCGCCGGCGACAUCUGCACCCGUCCCGACCAGCCUGGGGGCCGCAGGGGCCGUGGCAGCCCUCGCUGCUGGAGCCGUGGGCGCCUCGAUGCGACAGAGCCGAGGUCAGUCGACUGCUCGCCGGGUGGUUGGUGUCUGCACUCCGCUGACCGACAAGUUCGACCCCCUGAACCUGGGAAGCACGGACGCCAAGAUGGACCGAUACACCCAGGUGGAGAUCAAGCACGGCAGGGUGGCAAUGCUUGCCACUGUCGGAUACAUCAUGCCGGAGAUCUUCCGCUUCCCGGGCUGCGAGGAGUUCAAGCACGGCCUGGGCGCGCUGGAGAGCAUCCCAGCCGAGGGAUGGUUUCAGCUCUUCGCGCUGGUUGGUGCCCACGAGAUCCUGGUGAAGCCUCGCGAGGGCGGCAUGGGCCUCUAUGACUUCGGCCUGGGAACCUGGCUGCUGGAUGGAAUCGAUGAUGAGGAGCUGGAGCGCAGGCAGACCUCUGAGCGCAACAACGGAAGGUUGGCUAUGGUGGCCAUCAUGGGAAUGAUGUGGCAGGACGGCACGUUUGGCCAGCCGCCCCUCGCUUACAUGAACGUGAAUGGCUUCUGGGGUGAGCCAGUGAACUUCAUCGUCCAGGACAUCGCGAACUGCAAGGGCCAGCCCGGGCUCUGCGCGCAGAGCACCCGUGGCGAGCGAACCGCGAUGCGGGCCAUGCAGAAGCUUGCAGAGGGUGACUACGUCGAGCUUGAGACCUACCCCGAGGAGAUGGAGAUGUCCCCAUCCGUUCCCUUCCUGCGCUACCCGCAGGUCCUCAAGGGCUGGGUUGGCGAGGAGAAGGGCUUCGACCCGCUGGGCGUCACGGAUGCGCUGCCGGUGUACUGGGUCCGCGAGGCAGAGCUGAAGCAUGGUCGAAUCGCCAUGCUGGCCACGGUAGGAUGGAUCGCCACGGACCUCGGCUUCCGCUUCCCGGGCGACAAAUUCCAAGCUGUGAAGAGCUCUGUUGAGGCCCACGACAAGAUGGUGGAGGCAGGCUACAUGCUUCCUUUCUUCGGGGCCAUUGGCGUCUUCGAGCUCUUCGCCCUCUGGCUUUUGUUCCAAGCCUGGCCCGUUGGCGAUGGCAUCAACCGAGAAGCUGGAGACUUCUGGCUGGGCAAGAACUUCCUGCCCAAGGAGCCCGCAAAGGAGAAGGACAUGCGCUUGAAGGAGCUCGAGAAUGGUCGUCUGGCCAUGUUUGCCUUCAGCGGCAUCGUCACUCAGGCGGUCAUCACUGGCAAGACUUGGCCCUUCUUCGACUAG
Symbiodinium natans is the source of this 4341-nucleotide messenger RNA. The record is from the annotation of a GenBank genome assembly. NCBI's taxonomy places the organism in Eukaryota, Dinophyceae, Suessiales, Symbiodiniaceae.